This is a messenger RNA of Hyla sarda, 895 nucleotides long. It is a transcript of the gene ANAPC16, whose product is annotated as anaphase promoting complex subunit 16. NCBI's taxonomy places the organism in Eukaryota, Metazoa, Chordata, Amphibia, Anura, Hylidae. Gene Ontology annotation, biological process: protein ubiquitination. The record is from RefSeq and is a predicted model, not a curated record. Bases 150 to 503 code for a protein of 117 amino acids. The transcript is spliced from 4 exons. Gene Ontology annotation, cellular component: cytosol; kinetochore; anaphase-promoting complex.
GGAGGAGUCUAGGGCAGGGACGUCACAGUAAUGGGAGGAUACACUAGAGGUCAGCCUCUAAGCAUGCUGGGAGAGGAAGUGCAGCAUGUAAACAUACCGGGCAGACGGAUACAGAGCUGUGACACCGCAUAACAAACCGACACAUUGCUAUGGCCGCCUCGUCUUCAUCCUCUUCAGCCGGUGGUGUGAGUGGGAGCUCAGUUACAGGAUCUGGUUUUAGUGUUUCAGAUUUGGCUCCACCAAGGAAAGCACUUUUCACAUGUCCAAAAGCUGCUGGGGAGAUGCUCGAAGAUGGCUCAGAGAGAUUCCUUUGCGAAUCUGUGUUCAGUUACCAAGUUGCAUCCACACUAAAGCAAGUAAAACAUGGUCUCAUCUUUUCAGAUCAACAAGUAUCCAGAAUGGAGAAGUUGGCUGGAUUAGUGGAGGAGUUGGAAGCAGAUGAGUGGAGGUACACACCAAUUGAGCAGCUCCUUGGCUUCACUCCUUCUUCGGGUACAAAGUGAACUUCAGCAAAUAAAGCCCACUUCCAACUAGGAGUCUGAGAAUACAGAAGGAAUACACUUUUAUCUUACUUUUAUCUUCUAUGAUGUGGUUAUGAGGAGGUACUAAAAGGGCUCAACAUUAUAUAUCAUGUGCCCAGUUGUUUGUCAAAAAGUGGUUUAUCAUUUUGCAACAGUUUUAGAUCCAUAGGGACUGGAGUCUUUAAAUAGAUGUUCAAAACUCCCCCUAUUUAUGUCUCAUUCAGCAGAUUGCCACUGUGAAUGAACCAGAAAUAAUGUUUACAGGUUAAGGGACAAUAAAAAGUUAUUUUGUGUGCAAUGUUGCAUUUUUUUUCAGCUUAAUGUUUUUGUACAUUAUUUUUAUUUUUUUUAAAUAAAAAUGUGAUGGUAGCUAA